Messenger RNA from Molossus molossus (Pallas's mastiff bat), 798 nucleotides. RefSeq names its product elastase, neutrophil expressed (gene ELANE). The record is from RefSeq and is a predicted model, not a curated record. Gene Ontology annotation, molecular function: serine-type endopeptidase activity. Lineage: Eukaryota; Metazoa; Chordata; Mammalia; Chiroptera; Molossidae. The transcript is spliced from 5 exons. The coding region runs from base 1 to 798 and encodes 265 amino acids. Gene Ontology annotation, biological process: acute inflammatory response to antigenic stimulus; proteolysis.
AUGACCCAAAGCUGCAGACACUCUGGCCCUGCCCUUGCCUCUAUCCUACUGACCAUGCUGCUGGCUGGCUGCGUGCUGGCCUCCAAGAUUGUGGGGGGCCGGCAGGCCCAGCCCCAUGCGUGGCCCUUCAUGGUGUCCCUACAGCAGCGAGGAAGACACUUCUGUGGUGGCACCCUGGUGGCCCCGAACUUUGUCAUGUCGGCUGCGCACUGUGUGAACGGCAGAAACUUCCAGUCAGUGCAGGUGGUGCUGGGGGCACACAACCUGAGGAAGCGUGAACCCACCCGGCAGUUGUUCAGCGUUCAGCAAGUCUUUGAAAAUGGCUUCGAUGCCCAGAGGUUGCUCAAUGACAUCGUGAUUCUGCAGCUGAACGGGUCAGCCACUAUCAAUGCCAAUGUGCAGGUGGCCAGGUUGCCUGAGCAGGACCAAGGUGUAGGCAAUGGAGUGCGAUGCCUGGCCAUGGGCUGGGGUCAGCUGGGCACAAACCGGCCACCACCCAGAGUCCUACAGCAGCUCAAUGUGACUGUGGUGACGUCCCUCUGCCGCUCCACCAACGUGUGCACACUGGUACCACGCCGGCGGGCCGGCAUCUGCUUUGGGGACUCUGGUGGACCCUUGGUCUGCAAUGGGCUGAUCCAUGGGAUCGACUCCUUCAUCAGGGGAAGCUGUGGCUCUGGCUUCUACCCAGAUGCCUUUGCUCCCGUCGCGCAGUUUUCAAACUGGAUCAACUCCAUCAUUCGCCGACAUGAUGGACACCCUCAUCUCCACCCCAGGGACCCUGCAAGUCGGAGCCACUAG